AUGGCUUUUGUGGAGAGGAGGAAGGCUUCGGCGACUGCUGUUUUUGUGGAGUUGAACGACGCUUGUUACGUGGCCCACGACUAUAGCGAAUACGUGGCUGUUGAGGAAUUUCCACAGGAGGACAUGGUGCUCCACCGCUACCAGUCGUCAGAAUAGACAAUGGAUCCGUUAGCGCAAGUGUUGACGGAUCGUAGACUUGAUUCGCAGACAGCCACAUCAUCCAAGCUUCCAAAGACAUUUCUGGCGGCACGAGCUGGUUAAAAUCGGGUGCAGGAUACGUGCCGGGAGAUCUAAAAACAUUCCCCGAGCAUAAGCAGGAAAUUAACUUUCAAAAGUCUGCAAAUUCACGGACACUUGAAAAGAUACAAGGAACUUACAAUUCAGGCAUAACCAUUUGUGGCGUUUCUAGUGGAACACCGUUGGAAAAGUAGCUAGCCAGUCCAGGUAUUUGAUUCAUGGAUGCAUUCUGAACGUUGCCGAACAAUGGAAUCGGCUGUAUGGGCGACACAGGCGAUAUAGUUGCUGGACUUUUUGGUGACUUUCCUUUGCCAUUCGAACGAAAAUGAGAAGGCGACCAGGAAUUCUCCUUCUGAUCGUCCGAAUCCUCUUGCGAUAAUGAUCGUAGUGAACAAAGCAGACGAUACCUAUUACCACGUCGGAGACGGGGCAAUAGUAAGCCUUGUGGAAGUUGGGAUGAGUUGUCGUCGGAAAGAACACUUCCUGGGACCACUUCGAACCUGCAGUAAGAGCUAUACUUUUAGGAAUGUCCCGUCUGCCACAGUGUUUCUGUGUAGGUGGCAUACAGAAACAACAGGGGGUGUAUAGAUUGACAAUGGUGUUGGUAGCGUGAUCAUGGACCAUGGCAUAUGGUUGUUAGUUAAAAUUGUUAGAGAGGGACGCUUCGAUGCAACCCACUGAGCGACCAGAGAAUUCGCUGCAGCCCAAUCCAAUAGGACGUUGUUGUUACUAAUGUCUAGUAAACGAAGGUUCGACGAUACGCUAACGAUUUUCCUUAGCGCUUCGCACGAUACAUUUGUUCCUUCGGCAAUGAGCAGCCUCAUUAGUCGCCCCUCCUCGGCCACCUUUAGAAGGCCGGAUGAAAUGUCACGUUUCGUGAUUCCGUCAAGGUUAAGACUGUCCAAUUUUGGCAUUCUAGCUAGCCGCUGAAGCCCUAUCGAGCUGAAAUUAAAGCAAAAUGCUAGUGAAAGGCUCGUGAUGUUGCUUGCCGCUGCGUUGUUAGCUGUGUCAGCGAGCUCCGCAAGGAAACGAUCAGUCACAGCAGGUAUUCCUUCCAAGCAUAGAUUUUGAAGGUGGGGAAGACGUGCCAAAUGGCCCAAGGCGGUAGCCGAUAGGUCUAGGUUAGGUGUAUCAGGAUUUCCGAUUAUAGAAAGGUCGGUAAGGCUCCUUAAAUUGUGGACUAACGAACAAAUGACUUGGUCUCUUAGAAUCUUUAGUUCAGACACGUAUAGUACCUUGAGCUUUUUGAGACGGUUGAAUAUGUAACGCAUCGAAGAUUCAGACAUUCGUAAACACAUCUCUAAUUCUAAACGAGUCAGCCCUUGGGGAACAACUUGGAAGCAAUGUCCGCUUAGGUAUUGA
Haemonchus placei is the source of this 1599-nucleotide messenger RNA. The record is from the annotation of a GenBank genome assembly. NCBI's taxonomy places the organism in Eukaryota, Metazoa, Nematoda, Chromadorea, Rhabditida, Trichostrongylidae.